Molecule: messenger RNA, 1707 nt
Organism: Rhincodon typus (whale shark)
Lineage: Eukaryota; Metazoa; Chordata; Chondrichthyes; Orectolobiformes; Rhincodontidae
Gene: eif2d
Product: eukaryotic translation initiation factor 2D
Exons: 14
Coding region: 110-1651 (513 amino acids)
Biological process (GO): translational initiation; formation of translation preinitiation complex
Molecular function (GO): translation initiation factor activity
Source: RefSeq, a predicted model, not a curated record
ACCAUCUUCCUGUGUACCAGUGUAUACCCUGUGGUCCUGCCCAGAUCUCCUGGUUGCUUUCACAACGUGGCCUGUCGUACUGACAAAACUCGCUGGAGGAGCAGAUCUUAUGUUACCUGGAGUGGUUGUGCCAUCUUCUGGCCUUCCUGAGCUACAGCAGGGAGAUCUUUGUGCCAUUAACCUUGUUGAAAACAGAGCUCCAGUGGCGAUAGGCUUAGUCACUAUGCCAACAACUGAUAUGCUUGCAACUGGUAUGAAGGGAAAGGGUGUCACAAUCCUCCAUACAUAUCUGGAUCUAUUAUGGGCAUUUGGAGAAAAAACUAGCCCACCUGUGAUUCCCCACAUGUACCAUGACCCUGGGGGGAUUAGAGAUCAGUUGGAGGAGGAGGAAGAGGGAGAAGGGGAAAAGAAGGAAGAAGUGACUGCUGAUGCAGAUGGUAUUGAGAACGUGACUGCAGAGCUGGACAGUUUAGAGAAGGAUACACCUGACUUGCAUAGUCUUUGUCUGAACGUGGGCACUGAAUCAGAACACACCUCUUCAGCAACUGUUCAAGUGAGCGACCGAGAGACUUAUGACGGCGAGAUUGUUGAUCUGAAAGAAGUAACAGAAGACAGCGAAAAACACCAGGACCCUGAGAAUGAUCAUAACACUACAAAAAUCAUUGGGACUGUACAAGAGCAAAUGGAUGAGCUCCUUCUCCAGUGUUUCCUUCAUGCUUUGAAGUUUAAAGUGAAGAAAGCAGAUUUGCCUCUGCUCACAAGUACUUUUCUCAAGGUUCAUGUAUAUCCCUGUUGCCCCGAAGGCCAACAAUUAGAUAUCAAAAAAUCAAGCUAUAAAAAGCUCUCCAAGUUUCUACAGACCAUGCAGCAACGACAGAUAAUUCAGGUGAAGGAACUCUCAAAAGGAGUUGAAAGCAUUACUGGUGUGAACUGGAAGCACGCAGACCUGCAAUCCUUUAAAGCUCCUGCAACAGCCACUAGUGAAGAGAUGGAGAAGAUUGACAGAGGGAGUGACACACCCUACCAGCCACCUGAGAUCAAGUCCUUUUACAGAGUUUCCAGUAAAUUAAUUCCCCUGUUUGAGCAUGUGGAUCUUAAAAAAGAUGCUGUGCUUUCAAAUACAGAUGUUAGAAGUAUCAUCACAAAUUAUGUGAAGUCCAAUGAACUGAUAGAUGACUAUAAUAAAAAUUAUGUCACCAUUAAUCCUACCCUUUGUGAUUGCAUAUUGGAAAAAUCUGAGUACCAUAAUGUAACUAAACUUACAUGGGAUGAUCUCUUUUCCAGGUGCCUCAAGAGCCUGCAGCAAUGUCAUGAAGUGACUUUUCCUGGACAAAAGCCAGUUGUUCGAAAGGGUCAAAUUAAACCCAUUGACAUUGAUGUAGCGCAGCGUGCAUCAAAUAAAAAGGUAACUAUUAUUACAAACCUUGAAGCAUUUGGUUUAGACCCUCAAAUCUUGGGAAAUGCCCUUCAGCAAAAAGCUCAGGCCAGUGUAACUAUAAGUCCAAUCCCUGGUACAAAGGGCAAGAUGGCACUUCAGGUUCAAGGCAACCAGGUUAAUCAUGUUGCCAAGCUCCUAACUGAGGAAUACAGGAUCACUCCAAAGUAUAUUAGAGGCUUGGAAAAAGCUCCAAAAUCUGGCAAGAAGAAGUGAUGACAUAGUUUCUAAUAAGAAUGAAUGCAGUCACAGCAAUAAAACCACAGCCACGA